Suillus paluster is the source of this 1600-nucleotide messenger RNA. Its product is annotated as cora-domain-containing protein. Gene Ontology annotation, biological process: mitochondrial magnesium ion transmembrane transport. Gene Ontology annotation, molecular function: magnesium ion transmembrane transporter activity. The coding region runs from base 70 to 1482 and encodes 470 amino acids. Lineage: Eukaryota; Fungi; Basidiomycota; Agaricomycetes; Boletales; Suillaceae. Gene Ontology annotation, cellular component: mitochondrial inner membrane. The record is from RefSeq and is a predicted model, not a curated record. The transcript is spliced from 12 exons.
AUUUUGUCUGAAUCCGUUUCUAGGUCUUUGACACAAAUCUGCACUCGUCUCCUCCAAUUGCGUCUGUGAAUGCAUACAGCUCUUAGGCGUGUGCACACCAGCAAUGUGAUGCUAUUGAGCCGAACAUCUCCUCAUACAAAGCUCAUUCCUCCUCGAUGCGGAGGGUACGCGCUCUUAGGCUCCACUUAUCCUUCUCCAUCACAGCAGCGGUCAAUUCCUACCUCACUUUUACGCGUCAGACAUUUUCAUCUCGCGUCAUGGAAGAAUUUCUUUCGGCAGAAAGAUAAUGAGUCGUCUGGAAUGUCCGACACUCAGGAGGAAAUAGCCAAAGCUGCCAUCCUCGAGAAAGUCAUGAAAGGCAGGCAGCUUACAGACCUUAUGCUACGCUGCACUAUCCUGGAUCACGCGGGCAAUAUCAAGAACAUUUCUGGUCAAUUCAAACGGUCUGACCUGUGCAACGAGCAUCGCUUAAACGUAAGGAGGAUUAUGUCUGCAGCCUGGGAUUCGGGUUGGACCCUUGCUGAAACUUUAAUGAAGCCUCGUGAUUUACGGAAGAUUGAUUCACGAAUACCCAACCUUGUUCCUACAAUUCUCAUUCGCAAAGGAGCUGUUCUAAUCAAUAUGCUCCAUAUACGGGCGUUAGUCAAGGCUGAUACUGUGGUAUUGUUUGAUUCUUAUGGGUCCAACGAUUCCCGUCUUCACUCUGUGUUUCUGUACCAUCUCGAGCAUAACCUGAAAGCCCGAGGUAGCGGCGCUCCUUACGAAUUUAGAGCAAUCGAGUCCAUUCUUCUCUCCGUUCUCAGCGCAUUAGAAGCCGAGAUGGUGUUCAUCCGUAACCUCGUUGGCGGUCUCUUGGCAGAGCUCGAGGACGAUAUCAAUCAUGACAAAUUCAAACGCCUGCUACACUACUCAAGACGUCUGGUAGCGUUCAAAAAUCGCGCUAAGCUGGUCCAAGAGGCGCUGGAAGAAGUGCUCGAACAAGACGAUGAUUUGGAUGCUAUGUAUCUCACUGACAAGAAAAAUGGUGUUGCGCGCAACAUGCAUGAACAUGAGGAACUUGAGGUGCUUCUGGAGUUUUUCUCCAAACAAGUAGAAGAAAUCGCCAAUGAAGCUGAAAACAUUGAGGCCAACGUUCAAUCCACUCAAGAGAUUGUUGAACUCAUCUUAGACUCGAACCGUAACGCACUUCUCGCGUUGGACCUUAAAGUAUCCAUCGGAACUAUGGGAAUUGGUACGGGAGCUCUGAUAGCAGGUUUAUUCGGUAUGAACUUGAAAAGCCACAUGGAAGAGAUGCCCUAUGCCUUCAUGACGUUGUGCACCCUCUCAUCAGCUGUUGCACUGUUCGUAGCAUGGGCCGGCCUUAGAAGACUCGCUCAGAUACGAAAAGUCGGACUUUCUAAUCCCAAACGAGUACAAGAUUUGGAAGUGCGUCCACGAAUACCACUGCCCUUGCGCCGGCGAAGCUCGAAUGGAUGGUCAUGAUGAUCAACGAAACCCAUAGAAUGCUAUCGACGCUAUCGCUGCCUCGCGCACAACUACCAUAGACGCAUCAACACUAGCCGUUCAAGAUGCCCGCAUUUGAAGGAUCAAACCGUAAAUU